Molecule: messenger RNA, 1110 nt
Organism: Penicillium coprophilum
Lineage: Eukaryota; Fungi; Ascomycota; Eurotiomycetes; Eurotiales; Aspergillaceae
Exons: 4
Coding region: 1-1110 (369 amino acids)
Source: RefSeq, a predicted model, not a curated record
AUGAAGGCCACUGGCGAUUUUGGCCCUGCGCCUCCGGGCAUCGACCUGGCCGAGAAUCAGCAACCCCAGAUGCUGGGUGCUGUCAUUACGUUGAUGAUUAUUGGAACCCUGGCGGUUCUACUGCGCGUAUAUACACGCGCAAAGACAACUCAGACGAAUUUUGGUCUGGAUGACCUUUUGAUCGUGGCGUCUUUGUGGUUUGCCUACGGCACUGGUAUAUGCGUGAUCGUCAGUAUCAAAUACAAAAAUGGAUGGCACCAACAAGCUCUCACCAAUUCCGAUUUUAUCGCGCUCUGGAAGCUCCUUUUCGCACAUGUCUUCCUCUACUCCACGACCGUCACAUUGACCAAAUCCUCAAUCGUUAUGUUUUAUCGUCGCAUUUUUAACCUCCGCUGGUCCCUAUAUUACGCCAUGGCCGUCGUUUUAGGCUACUUCAUUGCUGCCAUUGUCACCAUUUCAGUUGGAUGUCGUCCGACAUCAUUCUUCUGGGAGCAAUACACAGAUCCCACAGCCGAAGGAACAUGUAUAGACGUUCGUCAAUUCUUCUUCAUCAACGGAAUCUUUUCUGUCGUCAUUGAUGUCAUGAUCCUGUGUGUUCCAGCUCCUAUCAUCUGGAAUCUGCAAAUGCCCAAGUCCCAGCGCAUGGCUGUCACCAGUAUCUUGCUGCUCGGUGGUUUUGUCUGCAUUGCCGGUGUCGUUCGCGUUGUUUUCUUGCACAAACACACACAAUCUGACGAUCCCUCCUGGACAAUUGCGCCUGUCUUUGUGUGGUCCUGCGUUGAACCUUUUGUCGGAAUUGUCUGCGCCUGUCUGCCGACCUUUUCGCCUUUAUUCCGCCGCUGGUGGGCCAUUUUGGGCAUCAAGAAGUCUGCUUCCAGGAAACAAGAAGAUUAUGGUUCAGGGGGCACUCGGAAUCGUCGUUCGAGAAACCACGAAUCGGAAGAUGAGGAAGAGGGCCCUGAUGGUGAUGAGAUUCAAUUGACCAGUUUCCCUGGCUGGCCAUUGAACUUCUUGCGUGGAAAGGCUAGCAAAGAUGAUGUGAGAUUUUCCAACGCUAAGAUUCGGGUCAAAGAAGAGGUCACGAUCUCAUUUUCGGUGGAUCAAAGAUGA